This is a messenger RNA of Pseudophryne corroboree (corroboree frog), 938 nucleotides long. RefSeq names its product DNA-dependent metalloprotease SPRTN-like. The record is from RefSeq and is a predicted model, not a curated record. Gene Ontology annotation, molecular function: metalloendopeptidase activity; polyubiquitin modification-dependent protein binding; single-stranded DNA binding. The transcript is spliced from 2 exons. Bases 2 to 694 code for a protein of 230 amino acids. Gene Ontology annotation, biological process: DNA damage response. Gene Ontology annotation, cellular component: nucleus. Lineage: Eukaryota; Metazoa; Chordata; Amphibia; Anura; Myobatrachidae.
AAUGAUGGAGGCCAAUGAUGAACCGAUGGACUGCUCUGAUGACGACAGUGUUUUCAGUAGCAAUUUGUCAAUAGUCGACAAAGCGUGGGAGUACCUAGACCCCAACCCUAACAUUGAACAGCUCUUUACAGAGUUUAAUGACAAGAUCUUCGGAGGGAAAUUACAUGGUGUGACAGUUACCUGGAGUAACAGGCUGAAGAAAUGUGCCGGAAUGUGUGAACAUCCUACCCAUUACUACGGAGGACCAUGUACGAUAAAGCUGAGCAAACCUCUCCUAGGGCAGCUGACCAGGAGAGAUCUCGUUGAAACCCUCCUGCACGAAAUGAUCCAUGCCUAUAUUUAUAGAAAGAAGCAGAAAGAUUCAGGUGAACAUGGACCAAUAUAUAUAGCGCUCAUGAACCUCAUAAACCACCUCACUGGCACCAAAAUAUCUAUACGCCACAGGUUUCAUACAGCAGCGUCAAAUCUGCGAUGCCACCAGCGGCAGUGUGACAGGUGCUACAGAAUUGUUAAACGCUGCAUGAAUAGAGCUCCAUCACAGCGAGAGAAAUGGCUAAUGGCCCAUGACCAAAUAUGUGGCGGCACCUUCUACAAAGUAAUGGAGCCUCCUCGCCAAGGAACAACCAGACCACGGACUUCAGUCUGUGAAGGAGAAGAUGAUGUCGGAAGACCACUCAAAAAAACCAAGUGCUGAUGGCUGCAUCAUUUUACCGAGCCUCGUCUGUGACCUCUACACCUGCAGCAUUAUACAGACUGGCAGCCUUUGGUUCACAGCAGCAGGUGAUGGCUUACUGCACAGAGGAAGACAUCUCCCAGUCCACUAAUGAUGCUGGCGGCUAUGACUCCCAGUCGGGAGAGCUACCAGCGGAUACCAUUCAUGCGACUGAGGUCAUCUGUGCAUUGGAAUAAUUAUGCAGCAUCUACAGCUGGUGUACUAA